Molecule: messenger RNA, 3479 nt
Organism: Hemiscyllium ocellatum (epaulette shark)
Lineage: Eukaryota; Metazoa; Chordata; Chondrichthyes; Orectolobiformes; Hemiscylliidae
Gene: naa30
Product: N-alpha-acetyltransferase 30, NatC catalytic subunit
Exons: 4
Coding region: 400-1494 (364 amino acids)
Biological process (GO): N-terminal peptidyl-methionine acetylation
Cellular component (GO): NatC complex
Molecular function (GO): protein-N-terminal amino-acid acetyltransferase activity
Source: RefSeq, a predicted model, not a curated record
GGCCGCGCGGCAGCUUCACUUUACGACAGUGCCUAGGUUGAGAGUGGAAACGGCCUCGAGUGGCUGGCUGUAUGUGGGUGCCGCUAGUGGCCGGCUUCUCCGUCUCGGUAACGAGUUGAUCUCUGCCCGCCCCCUGCCUCACGCUUCCACCCUGACUGUGUGGGUGUCGGGCUGUUGCCUGACAGCUCCCGGUCCUGUGCAGCGUGGCCUGGUGUGGUCCGGUCGGCUGCGGGAUGUGUGAGUGUUGAGGGCGGGCGGUGAGUUCACCACCCCCCCCCCUCCCCUCCUUCGCUACCCCCGCCCUCCCUCCUCCCCCUCCCCGUUCUCCCGGUUAGAUCGUCUUCUCUCACCCGCUGCUUUUGGCCCUCAUGCCGACGCUGCGUUUCUCCGCUCUUUAGGAUGUCUGAUGUACCGCCCGGGCCUAGCGUGCUUUCCCCAGCCCCCACUGACAUCUCGCCCCUCUCCGCUACUCUCAACCACUCGGGAGCCUACGGCAAAGUCCCGGGGCCGCAGCCAGGAGGGGGCGGCGAGCAGGAGGAGGAGGAAGCGGCUGCUCUGGACGGGGCUGACCAGGAACGCGGCGGGGAAGGCGGGCCACGUUCGGCGAACAGCGUCGGAAACUACCCGGAGCCCAGCCGAGCCAAGAAGGGCGUCCUGCACCUUCACCACCAUCAUCACCACCACCACCACCACCAGCAACAGCAGCAGCGGCUGCUCAACGGCUGUGUUAUAAGCCCCGAGCUCCACUACAAGGCGGAGUGCAAAGGCCGCCUGUCCUGCGCCGAGGCCGCAACCGCCGUCGAGUUUCAUCCCGGACUAUCACUGCCCGAAGGAGGCAGGAGGAAAGCCGACGGCAAUUAUUGUGAGAGUCCCAACGUGAAUCAUGCGAACCAAAGGACUGCCGAGGCGGCCGGACCUAACACACUCAACCCCAGUGAUGGACUCGAUCGGAUUGCUAUCAGCCCAGAUGACGAUGAGCAGUACCGCCUGGCCGCCUCGAUAGCUGCUUGUAAUUUGCACCCGGAACAACAGCCCGACAGUAUACGAUAUGUUGGCUAUGAGUCAGAGUUGCAAAUGCCAGAUAUAAUGAGGUUGAUCACGAAAGAUUUGUCUGAACCUUAUUCCAUAUAUACAUAUAGAUAUUUUAUUCACAACUGGCCACAGCUUUGUUUUCUGGCUAUGGUUGGAGAUGAGUGUGUGGGUGCCAUUGUCUGCAAAUUGGACAUGCACAAGAAGAUGUUCAGGAGAGGAUAUAUAGCAAUGUUAGCAGUGGAUUCCAAGUACAGAAGAAAAUCCAUUGGCACAAAUCUAGUGAAGAAAGCAAUUUAUGCCAUGGUAGAAGGCGACUGUGAUGAGGUUGUCCUGGAAACUGAGAUUACAAACAAAUCUGCCCUGAAACUCUAUGAAAAUCUUGGAUUUGUGAGAGACAAAAGGCUGUUCAGAUAUUACUUAAAUGGAGUUGAUGCACUGCGUCUUAAACUGUGGCUACGUUAGAGAACUAUAAAGAACGAGUUCAAAAUGAGUCCUUUUAGCACGCACUGCAAUUUCAAAGAAUUGCUUUGCAACAGGACUCUUGAUUUCCAUGCAGCUCUUAUCUGUCUGUGUCUCAUUGAGUGUCACAUACAUUUGUUGCACUAUGGCAUGGCGCAGUUGUGCUAAAUAAAAAAGGAAUUUUUUUUUCUUAAAAAUUGUCAAAAUAUUCAUGGAUGAAUUGUGGUACAAGAAAGAGAAACAGUUGUCCUGAGAUACAUCGUUUCAGUGAAGUGAGGAAAGAAACAAAAUUGCAUGUCAUUUGCAGUAGACAACAUCUCAAAUGACUUAUUGGGGGAAAAUGUUUUGUGGCUUCCAGAAAGCUUGUAUGUUGAGAUUUCUUCAUGCACUGCAACAACGUUUCAAAUAGAAAUUUGCCAGAUUAAAUACUGAACUCCUCAAAGAGUGUUGAUUCUAUUAUUCAGAUUUUAUUUUUCAUAUUAAAUUUUCCAGUUAAUGAUUCUUGGUACGUCAGUGACAGAAGAAAGCACAUGUUAGAAGUUGUGGGUGUCUGUGUGAACGUAACAAGAAAAUAACAUUGCACAGCCAGUGCCUGUAGAGAUCCACAUAUGUGUCUCAUUCCUAGUUUGAUUGCAUGCUUUUUUUCUUUCCCAGACAAUCUUGGCAACAAUGCUUUUACCUUUAUUCGAACUAUGAUUUUGAUUGGGAGUGACUACAGUUUUUUGAUUAGGUUUUUUCUCUCUCGAGCCAAAGCAAAGCUAUCCUUGCUUUAAGAGGUAUCUGGCAAUUGUUUUCAGAGAACUGGGAUUUUUUUGUUUUGGAAAUGUGUAUAGUAGCUGUUGUUUGUAAAACCCUUAGUACGCAGCUACAUUUGCUGAUUCUAUAUAAUGCACCUUUCUGGUUUAAAUUGACUUUUUUUUUUAAAAAGUGGCAGAUUGUAUGUUUAUAUAUGAUUUUAACUAAAAAUCUAUUCUGAUUUUUGGAAGCUGUGAAAGGCUGGAUUUUAAAAAUAAUUGGGACAAAUUUUACUGUCCAUUUAAGUAUGCAAGCAGGUUAGCUGCAGGUUCCUGACCCCAUCUGGUGCAAAGGUUAGCCCUUUCGAAAGUAAGUUGUAAAUUCUAAGUGCAUAGUACUUAAUUUCAGUUCAAUAUCUCUAUGCCUGCUGCAGCUAAACUCUUUCUUUCCUUUUGGAGCUAAUGAAUGCUUUCACCCUUGAAUACAUGAAUACUUGCGUCUGUACUGCUUCACAUGGUUCAAAGUCACUUAAUCUGCCUUAUUUCUCAAAGGAUAGAUGGCACUGAGCAAUGGAUUUGAUACUUUCGUCAGUUUACAAAUACAAAGCAUCAGAUGGAGAUUGGAUACAGAGCUAACUUUAUGGAAUAAAACCUUGGGUUUAGAUAAACCAACUUGAUUACUUUGCCAUACAGUUUUACUGGAGUUAAGGGUAGUAAAUGAGAUUGGGCAACUGUUCAGUAUCUGAUUCAUUUCUAUGUUGAAUGAUUGGGACUUCUAUUUAGUCAGUAAUUUCAUCGCUGAAUUUCACCGCUGACCCUGCUACUUGUCUCCAAAUGAGCAGGACAAAAGCUACAGGAAAGGGUUAAAUAGAAAUUGCAAUGUUUGUAACUUUGUAAGAUGCAGUAAAAUAAAGUGAAAAGUGGUUUUAAGAGACUGAAAUUCUGUGGUGUAAAAAAAAUUCAAUAUUUUUGAUAGAAUUCAUGCCAUGUCACACCAGUAACCAAGUAUUAUCCCAAUUAUUUCACAGGUUAGAAUACACCAUCCUGAAGGAUUCUCUGUUUUAUUUCAAAGGAAAUUUUAAAGUGACUGCAGAAUCUCAAAUUGUGAAAUGAUACUCCAAAUAACAAUUUCAGUUUUAUUGUACAUCUUCGGAGAAUGUGACAUUUACCAAAUGUGCCCAUAGAGUAAAGUUCAAUGUGAAACUCUAUCUGGUAGUUUUGUUUUAUGAAACAGAAUUUUUUUUCAACUAUUGU